CUCCGAGGCCGGGCGGCGCCAGGAGCCCUGCGAGGAGGCGGCAGGAGGGGCCGGCACCGACGGAUUGAGCGGCGGUCACAGCUGCAGCAGGACUGCGGGUCGGCGGCUCUGGGCCGCGCGCCGGGAACCUCACGGGGUGGGCGGGCGCGGCGCCCCCUGCCUGGCCACCUGCGCCCGGGGGAGGCGGCCCGCGCGCGACGGGACCAGCAGCAUGAGCAGCGGCUACAGCAGCCUGGAGGAGGACUCCGAGGACUUCUUCUUCACCGCCAGGACCUCCUUCUUCAGGAGAGCGCCCCAGGGCAAGCCCCGCGCGGGCCAGCAAGAUGUGGAGAAAGAGAAGGAAACGCACAAUUAUCUCAGCAAAGAAGAAAUCAAAGAGAAAGUGCACAACUACAAUUUAGCAGUCACAGACAAGCUGAAGAUGACCUUGAAUUCAAAUGGGAUUUACACUGGCUUCAUUAAAGUGCAGAUGGAACUCUGCAAACCUCCGCAGACUUGUCUGGACUCCGGGAAGCCGGCGCCCAGCAGCAAUGGCUGUAUGAACACGCUCCACAUCAGCAGCACGAACACCGUUGGGGAAGUGAUCGAGGCCCUGCUCAAAAAGUUCCUGGUGACCGAGAGCCCUGCCAAGUUUGCACUUUACAAGCGCUGUCACAGGGAGGAUCAAGUCUACGCCUGCAAGCUCUCCGACCGGGAACAUCCACUCUACCUGCGGUUGGUAGCGGGGCCCAGAACAGACACACUUAGUUUUGUUCUCCGUGAACAUGAAAUUGGAGAGUGGGAAGCCUUCAGCCUUCCAGAACUGCAGAAUUUCUUGCGUAUCUUGGACAAGGAAGAAGACGAGCAGCUGCAGAACCUGAAGAAGCGCUACGCCGCCUACAGGCAGAGGCUGGAAGAAGCCCUCGGGGAGGUGUGGAAGCCCGACUAAGGGCUCCGGCCGCUCUGGGCGGCCCAGGGACCGCGGACACACCAGCUGCGAGCCUCUCUUCCCAGAGGGCUUUUCUUGUGAUGCGAGGCUCUUCCCCCUUUAUCUCUAGAUUUAGUUCCCCUACCUGGGCACGCGGCCUCUGGGAGGGACUGUGCAGGCUCGUGGUCACAGCGCUGCGGCCUUGCCUCCGGGCAAGCUGUGAAUCGGGAGCGGCUACAGUGCUUUGAAGCAUGGACUCUGGGUUUUUGUUUUCUCAUUUUCUUCUAGUUAUUUUAAUUUUGCGAGGAUGAGGUUAAGCUUAAGGAUGCGCACAUGAUUUUUUUCAAAGCUUAACAAGGAAUUUGAAUACUUGUGUUAUGUUGAAACUACCUGUUUUUUUUAAAAAAAUAUAUCAGAGGGAACAGCCUUGUGAAUUGAAAGGCACAGGAAGCUAGGAACUCUGAGGACUUUGUGAAGGAUUUUGGAGGAGCUUGACAUUUCAAGAAGGCAAAGAGCAAGUUUGGAAGAAGGCGUGAGUGGAGGUUGGGGGAGCGCUGAGGGAGGGCGGUUUGGGUGACGAGUAGCUGGUGGAGAAGAGAAGGUGUAUUUGUGAAGGAGUUAAACGCAUUCAGUUUUGAGGUAUUGAGCCCAUUGUAGGAUUGCUCGAUUUCUUGGUGAGUAAAAUUGGGAACAGAGCCAGAGAGAGUGGGAGCUAGACCAAAAACAGGGGCUUGUGAGUGCAGGCGUGGGAAGGGCAGCUUUCAGGCGGGGGCCUCACAGAGCCGGGCGGGGCCUGCAGCCCCUGGUGCACCACCCGGUUCCGCCUUCCUCCAGUGGGAGGUCGGUUGGUGCAGGUUUUCUGGGCGAGUGGAGCAGGGACUGUUUGCUGCCUCCUGUUAAGUUAUAGCUCUUUCCUGAGAUUGUUUUCAAAGCCGAAAAGGAGUCUGGGUAGGGGUACUUGUUUCUCCCUGAGUGUCAGCCAGGGGAUUUGUCAGGUAAAGAGCUCAUGGCACACGCUUGUGACAAUCUCUCCCUCCGUUUCCCUUGUUCCUUCACCUCCCCUCUCCCUCUGUCUUCUUUUCCGUCUCCCUUACUCUUAGAAGUUGGAGCGUGUUCCCGCAGAGCAGAGACCAGGGGUGUGGAUGAAAGACCUCACUCAGUCAGGUCCUGAGUUCCAGAGGAGGGCAGAAAGAUGGGGAGGAAAGUCCACCCCCCGCACUGACCGCAGGGGGGGCUCUCUAUGGGAACAUUUUAACAAAAGUGCAUGUUCCCACCAACCAAAGAAAUGCAUGUGCAAUAGAAGCCUUCCUUACAGCAGGUUAAAUAAAUUCAUUUUGUGCAGUAAUUAAUCUGAAAACAGUGGGAAGGGGGUGCUGUGGUUCUGGAGGGGGAUUUAGUCUUUUUUUUUUUUUUUGUCUAGGUUUUUUGUUUAUAAAUUCCCAAGGAAUUGUUAAUGCUUUGGUGACACCUAAUGGAUUCUUUGUGAAAUUCCAAGGUGCUUCAGUUCUUUGCCUUUUAAAUGAACUGUGCCUUUUAUUGCAUUUUCGUUUCCCUCCUGGGGGCUCUUCUCAGGGUCAGGGAACGCCCACCGUGGUGGAGGCAGAUGUGUCGGUGCUGCUCUGUCUGCCGCACGCUACUGAGACAAUCAUAUCUUUCCUAAGCUUUUAAAGAAAGUUGGAAAAAAAGGAAAGUAGAACUACCUAUAAAAUAUGUAUGGCACCUCUUGUUUAAUUUUGCAUGUGACUUCUUGUUAGUCCAUUGGUGAGGUUUUAGUGUCAUUGUCACCCAACACACUGUUAUUCAGGGAAUAAUGGCUUUAUGGUUUCCACCCUGGUUUACUCUUCAGACCGUAGCCUGGGUUUGAGUAUAGUGUUAUCAGCCACCUGGCCUUAAAUUGCCAUGCCCAUCCCAGCAAGCUUAUAUUUUGUGAAGCAUUUCUUUCUCAGAUUAAGAUAAGACACUGUUAGAACCUAAUGUAGUAGCUGGUGGGUAUCUGUGAAUUUUUUUUUUUAACUUGAAGUAGCUUGUCUGAAAUCGGCAUCCUCACCGUGCCAUCCAGAAGCCUGUUAACUGUCGUGUGUGCUACAAGCUUCAAUUCGGAAGACUUCCUGUGUCCAGGUCCUGUCAGCUCGUGGUGGAAGAUGAUGCUGUCUCCCAAACACUGGUCACUGCAAUGACGUUAUUAAUGUAUGAAAGAAGAAGGGCCCCCGAGGCCACGGACGUUUAAAAAUCAUUAUGCAAAUUCUUAUGUUAAAUUAAACUAAGCUUUGCUGUGAUACUGUUUUCUCUUCACUAUGUGAUGGUACAGGAAUGAUGUUAAAUGAAGGGGUAAGUAUUGCAGGGGAGCAUCUUAAAUUGCAGGCGUAAAAAGUUAUAAUAUUUAUAAUUGUGAUGAGUUUAAGUUUAUUUUUAUAGGGAAGAUUUUUCAUCCCUAAAACUGUUUUUGGAAUGGCAGUUCAUUUCCAUUAUUAAAAGUUGAUGUUGUUA
This is a messenger RNA of Artibeus jamaicensis (Jamaican fruit-eating bat), 3394 nucleotides long. It is a transcript of the gene RASSF3, whose product is annotated as Ras association domain family member 3. Gene Ontology annotation, biological process: signal transduction. Gene Ontology annotation, cellular component: cytoplasm. The record is from RefSeq and is a predicted model, not a curated record. Lineage: Eukaryota; Metazoa; Chordata; Mammalia; Chiroptera; Phyllostomidae. The coding region runs from base 212 to 928 and encodes 238 amino acids. The transcript is spliced from 5 exons.